Messenger RNA from Chara braunii, 625 nucleotides. Lineage: Eukaryota; Viridiplantae; Streptophyta; Charophyceae; Charales; Characeae. The record is from the annotation of a GenBank genome assembly.
CUGUGUUCUUUGCGGCGCUCGAGUCCACACGGUAGAGAGAGAGAGAGAGAGAGAGAGAGAUGGCUGCGACCCUGGCGUGGAGGGAGAUUAUACGUGGCGACGCCGUGAACUGCUUCGAGCAAGUGCAUAUUCGCGACGUGUGGUUGGACAGGAACCAGGAAGCUUUCGGGGAAGAGAUUACGAGGAGGACCACGCGAGUGUACUCCGUGGAUGUGAACGACCUGCCCGCUGUCAACCUUGAUGUCGCUCUUGGUUACGCGGGGGACUUGCUGAGCCAUGUCCUCAUCUGGGUCACGAAGCUCGCUGACGACAUACCGGACGACUGGAGUAUGUUGCAACACGACAUCGUCGGGGACAUUGUCCUGAAGAGCGUGGAGUACCUGGCGCUGGAGCACGCGGAGCGACCGGACAUGGGGGCAUUCUACCACAUCUUCCUCGAUUGGCCGCUCGUCGGUCGGGGGUAUCUCCACGGCGAGAUCAGGUUGUAGUCGGGAAUCGUGGUGUGUUGAUGGUGUUGUUCUUGUGUAGAUGAGACGUGGGCAGUAUGGGUAUUCGGGGGUGAUCGUUGAUGGGAUUCGCAGUUACGCGAAUGGAACUACGGUAUGGGGUUAUGCUGCCGCACGCG